ACAUGCAAAUUUUUUGAUGGAUUUUUGCGCGCUGAAGAGGCUAAACUAUCCUUCGUUUGUGUUUGGCGUGUUUAUAAUUGGAAGUUGUUCAAUUACGCUCUCUUAGUCGUUUUGGAGUUUAAGGGAACUUACUUUUUAAACAGGAAAAACAGAGCGGAAGACGUUUUGGCUUAAAAAUCGCCGGUUUGAAGUCUGUAGCACGUGGAGCACCGGCAUACACGUUCAUACUGACUCAAACCACAAGGAUUUCUAAUUUACACGCACUGACUGUCGUAGUAGCCCAUGUUAUUUGGUAUCGGAGUAAAAUAUACACUCUAUUCCUGGCGAAAGGAUAUUCGAGAGGCAAAUGUCUGUGUUUCUGGUCAUCUUCGUCGGCGUGCUGCUUCAAUCUAAAUGUAGUAUAGCAGAAGGUAAGUGACUAUUUUGUUCAUUGUAUCCUUUACCAGCUUGACAUCGAACUCAUCUUAUCACGAAAUGAUCAGAUCCGAACAGCCUAAAGUAUUUUAAAUCCACAUUGCUAAGAAUCAUCUUUCUGACGCCUUCAGGUCAGUGAUAAAUAGACGUGCAAUGUGGUUUUAUAUACUCCGCUAGCCAAAAAAAACCACUCAAUGCACACAGGGUAGUACGAGAGCUGCAAACAUACUAGCAGGAAUACAUGACAAACAAUAAUUAUUGUAAAUAAGCAAAAGCCUUUGAAAUUUUAUUUUUAUCAUAGUAAGAAAAUAUUAACGGCAUUGCAUAAAACGCCUGCUAAAAAUCGGAAUAUCUACAGAUUUGUAAAUAUUCUUAUUAAAUGAAAAAAAAAAUUCUUUAAAACAUGAUCAUUAGCAGAAGCAAAAUUCUCAGAGUAAAGCGCUAGUUGUCCUAAGCGAUUUAACAUUUUUUUUUCGCUAGAUGCGAUCUGAUUAGUGAUGACAGGUGAAUUUGUUGCCAACAUGCGUGAUUAUUCUCCAAACACCCCUCGCUGUUCGUCCUUUUUAGUAGAGUACAUUUCUUGCAUUGUUUACUUUUAAUUUUGGGAAUUGUACAAUUGUUUUUUGAAGGAAGUAACAUGCUUUCAAAUAUUUUUGUAAUCACCAAAAACAUUUUGAAUAAGUGUAACGAAAUAUUUCAAAUAUGGUUACAAACGAUUAGGGAGCGAACGUCAAUUAUGCAUAAUGUCCUCUUUUAAAUGAGGUUUGAAAAACAUGCUUUUACGCAUUACUAUGAACGUAUUUUAGUCCAAUUAUCAAGUUAACAAGUCCUCUUUACGCUUUUUCAAUACGUAAAAAAGAACUCUUCCUCGCUUUCACUCUAGAGUGAUCUCUUGUUCUUUAGUUGAUAAGGCAACCAUAACUACUUCUUGAUUCGUUAAUUAAUUCCGAAAAUAACUAAAAAUAAAGUUAAAUUAUUGGUGAUUCCUUGGAUCGCACAAUUGUAUUGGUUGAUGAAAGAGGAUAAAAUUUUUAUAAACACCGAGCUGCUUUCAGAAAUGAUCGCAGGGGAGCUCACUUUGCUUAAUAGAAGACUUGAAAACAUUAUUAACGCGAUUCGAGUUUAUUAAAGGUUAGCUGUUAUUCAGGGGUCGGUGAAAAUCUUGCAAAAUUAACAGUGUUUCUGCUGCACGAAUGGAAACUUUUACACCUGAGUUUGAACACCAACAUGCAACUUCCGGAUUUGACUACCACAACGUGGCUUCUAUAGCUACAGCAUGAAGAAUUAACAACAGCAUGGUGCAAAAGCACAGACCAUUGAGAUCGAAGGAGUAAAAUUAUGCCAUAGAAGUUUAGGAAAAUUGAUAGAUUCACACUGAGGAUAGGACCGAUGGAUUUAACCCUUCCCCUUGCAAAAGUAGUUAAUACUUUACUUUAAAAUAAUCGAGACAAACAAGCAAAUACAGUAAUACCGUGGAAAAGUCCUGUCAAUGAGGAUUGAUCUGAAUCGCCAAGUUGGGUUUCGACAACAGAACACUGACGCUUAUCACCUGCCUACGUGAGAAGUACGUCUUCGGAUAUCCCGAGGGGAAGUUGCUCAGUCGGGUCGGUACGUAGAAACGGCGCGACAAAAGUCUUAGUGAUUAAAACCUUUCGUUGUACGUUAGCCCUCCCAAAUUAAGUUUCUGCCCUGGAUCUUCGAGGAUGGUGAACUGAAAUACUGCUUUUAGGAGAUUUCGUACUUCAGUCAUCCACAGACUGGUGUAAAACAUUUGAAAACAAAGAGUUUAGAAGAUCUCCCAUUCAGUUAGCCUAAGAAAACAGCCGACAUUUCGAGACGACACCAGUUGUUUCCCCUUCGAAACCAUGGCUGGGCACAAUAUCUCUUCCAGCCAGUUCGAGCCUAAACCAUGGCCGGAUGGCCGGGUCAUUUUGUGGGAUGUUUACACCACGUACCUACCUUUGCGGAGAAACCAGGACCGCUGACCAGUGGUGGGGUCAAGAAAUGUCGGUUGUCUUCUCAGGAUAGCAUGUAGGGGAAUGGUGUAUUCUGGGGGGUGGGUGGCUCUCUCAACCUAACACACCUCGAAAGACCCUCAAAGACUACUAAACUGUAACGUACAAUCCUGUGAACUGCAAAACAUAUUUUACUCUGUAGAUGUGCCUGAAAUCCUAAAUAACGGAACGUCACUAGAUACUGAAGAUAACGACAUAGCACAUAUCACGUGCUCAUCACGUGCGGAUCCUCCACCUGUCAUUCGAUGGGAGAAAAAAGGAGUAGAGGUCAAAGACAGAGAUGAAGGCGUAGCCAUUUUGUCAAGAAGUAACGCUAGCCUAGAGGAAAGUCAUCUGUUUGUUGCUGUAACCAGUAAUGAAAGAAGAGGGGAAUAUAUUUGCAUUGCAACCAAUGAAAAAGGCAUCUCAAAGCAGGCUUUUCUAAUAACAGGUAUUGUACUUUUAAACCUGGGGACAAUUUAAUAAAACUUUUACAAGUGUAAUUUACAAAUGCAGUAGCCAUUGUUUUAGAGUCUGAACUGAAAAUAUACAUGUACUUAAGAUUUGUUUGGGUUGAGAUUUUAUUGGAAAGAAUACAUUUCUUUUUUGAGUUAACUUCUCCGAUUAUUCACACAGGACGGUGCAAAUCUGCCCUCUUUUUGCACAAACCAAUAACGAAGAGGAUCUCAAUUAUGGAGUUAACCGUUGCAUGGCUGUGAAAAGGCCAAACGUUUUAGACGUUGGCAGGAGCCUAUCAAUCGGCCUUAAAAAUUAAAAUUUCCCUAGCCACUACUUUUUAGUUAAAGAUUGUGGAAAUUGCUUGUUACGACUUUUUCGGCAUGUGUCUCGUGGUUGACGAACCCUUUUUAAGCCAGUGCCCAUCCAAGAAAGGUCCUUACAGAUCGUCCUCCAAUGUAAGGUAAUCCGAAUUACGGGAAAUUUUUGCUUCUAAAAUUUGGAAUCCUGGGCUCUGGAAUCCGGAAGCCAAGCUCCACUGACAAGGAAUCCACAAUUCAGAACCUGGAAUCAUAAUAUGUAAUCAAGAAUAAUUUUCUUAGAAUAGGGGGAAUGAUGAUAAAUCAAAUUCAUUAAAUCUCUAUUUUCAGGAAAGUCGAAAGGACUUUCAAGGGUGGACAUUGCUGCGAUAGGUAUCUCAGUUGGAAUUACUUUGUUUUUAUCACUGGCCAUCGGUUUCUUCUUGUGGCGUGGAACUAGAAACAAAAACCUCGCGAAAAGGAGGGAGAGAAUAAGGACAAUAUCAGAGAAUUCCGCACAGGUAGGUUGAUGUUACAUUUACUGGAGAAAAGGUGUCGGCUAGCUCCGCGUAGAGGCUCCCUAGGAAAUAUCUGCUCUUUGUAAUCUGCCCGUGUGGCUUCCUCUUUAGAAUUUCGAAGGAAACAAAAUGGCAGAAGAAAAGAAAACCGCUGCUCGUUCAUAGCUGUACCAUUUUGUUGUUGAGUAGUGGAUAUUUCAGUAUUCGGUUGUUGCAGGGCUCCUGGUUGUUGUCAUGUUUGAACUCGAGGCUGAGUAUUUUCUGAUUAAUUCACCUCCCCCCCCCGCCCCCCAAAUAAUAAUAAUAAUAAAAAACAUGACAUAGUGGAUAGUUGCCGAUCGACUUUCUGCGAGCCAUCAAAGUCCGUCAAAUCCUAACGGAACCCUUGGCCUAAGAUUGUGUAGGGAUGGCGGAACACUUCUUCCUGUGGGGAGGGGGAAGGGAGAUCUCUAGUGGUUUGAAGCAGGGAAACUAAAGAGACUUUCCUCCUAGCAAUUCUUUAUUUUUCAGAAAAGGUUGGAGUGAAUGAGCUUUACCCUCCCCCCCCCCCCCCCAAAUCUCCCCGGCUUGCCCCGUCUCCGUUGGAAAUUGAAAAUUCCGCCUCGCAGGACUCGCCAUCAUGCGUCAUGCUUAGCAGCCUGGUUUUCUAUUCGUGAAAGCUCAAGUGGGCGGAAUAUAUUCUUUUUACUUCUUUAGCUGAUCGAUCGGCUCCAACUUGCAACAACUAACCAAAAAAGGAAAGUUAAAGAAGCCACUUGCUCUUUAUUUUCCCCCAAUUAAACUUUGGUCAAGUAACGUCGCGAAACGAAACGUAAUCAGACUAAUCAUGUUAGCUGGCUUAAUUUUGUGUCUGCUCGUUUUCCCCAGGUAAAUGGCGCCUUAAUUGAAGAAAGCCAAUCACCGCCCAAGGAAGGCAGGAAUGGUGUUAGAAAGCCAAAAAAGAAUGUAACGACAGUUUGAGAUUAGUCAAUUCUAUGGAAUGUGGGACACUUUUGUCACGAAAAAUUAACGAGUGCACGGAAGCACACUAAGAAUAUAUAAUUUUUAAACCACUAGGCACAAUCUUGCGCGUUUUAUCUAAAUAUAGAUUUCACCGACCUCAUCUGCCCCUGCUAAGAACCUACUCAGCUCUGAUUGGCUCAAAGUUUAUUUGGCGCGAACACAGGAGCUUACAGGGGCCCUCUCCUCCGUACAGGCCUCGCGUACGAUUACAGACAACUCCACUCUGUCCUAUUACCAUUAUUAACUUUGUCUGCAGAGCAGGCGACUUCUUGGUAGGCCAUUCUCAUACGAAAUUCUAACUACAUGUAUUUGUAAUAACUAUCUACAUUUACAACUCAUGAAAACCAACACGGACUCAAAUUAUGGCCAAAAAGGUAUCAGCUCGCUCGCUUGGCAAGAAAAAACGUCUUCUACGCCUUCUACUCAGUAAAAAGGAUUAUUUUUUUAGAACGAGGAGAGUUCUGCUGCUUACGUAAUAUAUAGUAAAGUUAUAUAAAAAUAAUCUGUAUGAAAGGAUUCCAACAGUUUUAAAGUUAACACAGUUCUAGGUUUACCA
Messenger RNA from Porites lobata, 5239 nucleotides. The record is from the annotation of a GenBank genome assembly. NCBI's taxonomy places the organism in Eukaryota, Metazoa, Cnidaria, Anthozoa, Scleractinia, Poritidae.